CUAGGACGACACGUUCCGCUGUGGAUCCUCAUCAAGUUUCAAACGCCCGGGAUUAAAACCUCGGACUUGCAAUCAUACAAAGCGGGCUAUUGCUUAAACGCCAACGCCACCCUGCACGUCUACACCCAUACAUACGCGCACGGACGGACAAGAAAGGAAAUAAAAAGUUUCAGUGGCACAGUCACGAUAUGUGGCGAACAUUUUGCUUCCACACCUUAUUGUCCAGUUAUUUGUGGAGCAGGCAUUUUGCUUAAAUCCUUGGUUCCUGAAGAUGAGCAGUCAUCGUCCCCUUUCCUCACAGGCAUUCUAAAAUUUGUUUGAUCGCUCCGGAGCCGUUUCACGCCGCAUACAUACCAAGAUGGAAAUGGAUACCGCACGUUACGACUCCAUGGACGCACAGCGUUUCCACCCAUUACUGCGCACUAGCACAAGGCCUAACUCGCUCUCUAAAACCGGCACUGAAAAAUCGACAAUGGGGCAGGGCCUUUGCGUCAGAACUCGACCGUGUGGACUGUUUCCUGUACGUGCGAGCGUAGGUGGUGUAUGGCCGGACCAUGAGGUUGUAGUUGUCCCUCUUGAGGGGGGAGAUGCAUAUUCGGAGGCAUCACGUUCAUCUACACCGAGUUCUUCUGCUUCUUCUGCUUCUACUACAUACGCCACUGCGUCUUCCGUUAUGCCUGAUGUGCCUCCAUCGCACGCUCAACAAGUCGAUGUUUACGAGAGAGAUGACGUUGUGGUCACACGCACCAUCAUCCGUCCCAAUCCCAAUCCCAAUCCUACUCCCACUCCUUCUCGCAAUCCAAGUCGUAUGCCAUCUAGAGCGCAGAUGAGGAUUCCACGGAUAUUCUCACGUUCGCCAUCUCCCACCUCCUCUCCAUCUUCUUCAUUAUCCGCAUUACCACGGUCCAACCCACCUUCGCGCCCUACGAGCCCGGUGCUCCAAGUGCUCAACUGUUUCAGCACAUCCUCGACUUUUGAGAGGGAUGAGGAUGAUGUGCAUAUUGCUGAGAGUCCCAGGCCUACAUUGCAGGUUAUUGUUACGCAAACGAGGGAGAGAUACGAGAACGAUAGGGCGUUCAAGGAGAUUGUGGGGAGUGUGUAUCCGAGACCCGCUGCUGUGGGGAGCGGUGCUUGAUGCAUCGACGCUUAAUGCUUUCAAGUGGAUUUUGAUUCUUGUACCAUUGGUUUUCCCCUGCAUAUCUUAUUGCAUAUCUUAUUAAUUGCGAUCGUCAAUAUAUAUGGCUAACUUAUAUCGAUCUAACGGCUCGAUGCUAUUCUGCAGGCUUUCCUCCAUGCCAUAAUUAAUAUCUAUGCCAAUCAUAUAUUAGGGACUAAUGGCUUGAUUUUAUUCAGCAGAUGUUCUUUCACGCACUUUUAAUAUUUAUAUAUAGUAGCAUUAUGGUCCUUCAUAGCUUCUCUGAGCGGGGUAUAUAAU
This is a messenger RNA of Suillus plorans, 1435 nucleotides long. RefSeq lists its product as uncharacterized. The coding region runs from base 359 to 1135 and encodes 258 amino acids. The record is from RefSeq and is a predicted model, not a curated record. The transcript is spliced from 2 exons. NCBI's taxonomy places the organism in Eukaryota, Fungi, Basidiomycota, Agaricomycetes, Boletales, Suillaceae.